UCUCGCGCGAUACUUGAUAUCAUAUUCUGACCUGUCUGCGCAUCACCGCAUGAGAUCAAACACGUUUUAGCUCUCGUGAAACUGAACAGCAUGGCAACUAUGGAGGCACGUAAAGUAAUUGUUUACGGAGGUAAAGGAGCUCUGGGUACAGCAUGUGUACAUCACUUCAGAGCUAAAAACUGGUGGGUUGCCUCUAUUGAUCUUAAUGCAAAUGAAGAUGCAAAUGCCAACGUUACUGUAAAGAUGACAGAAUCCUUCACUGAGCAGGCCAGCCAGGUGACAGCUGAUGUUGGUGAGCUGUUGGGUGAAGAGAAGGUGGAUGCCAUCUUGUGUGUGGCCGGAGGUUGGGCAGGGGGCAGUGCCAAAGCCAAAGCUCUCUAUAAGAAUGCUGAUCUGAUGUGGAAACAGAGUGUGUGGACCUCCACGAUUUGCAGUCACCUAGCAACCAAACAUCUGCGAGAAGGUGGGCUGCUCACACUGGCAGGGGCUAAAGCAGCACUGGGCCCAACUACAGGUUGUAUUGGUUAUGGUAUGGCCAAAGCAGCAGUACAUCAGUUAUGUCGGAGUCUAAGUGAGGAAAAAAGUGGUCUGCCUCAUGGGUCCGCUGCAAUAGCAAUACUUCCAGUUACUUUGGAUACGCCUAUGAACAGGAAAUGCAUGCCAGAUGGUGAUGUCAGUUCUUGGACACCACUAGAGUACGUAACAGAGUUAUUCUAUAAGUGGACUACAGGAAAAGACAGACCUCCUUCAGGAACCCUGAUGCAACUUGAUACUGCAGAUGGAAAGACGGUGGCUACACCAGUGCCAUGAUGGAUAUAGCGUAUGUGCAAUCAACCUUCAAAAGACACGAUUUCACACAAUACUGUUUGUGUGUGGCACUUUUUAUCUCAUUGCUUGUGUACUUGUAAAUAUGACUACAAAAUACCAUACGUUCUGUUCUUUACAAAAAAUGUUAAUACAUACAAUAGAAACGUCAAAGAGGGUAUAUAAGAUGAAAUAGCAAAGUAAUAUACAGUUUAGUUUUGAUAAGUUUUGCUUGUACAAUAUUUCAAGGUCUUUUUGAAAAACACACUGGCUGCUGCUGACCAUAGGAGGGCGCUGAUGGUUAAUUUAAUUACAGGUUCUCCUUUGGGUCCAUGCAGUAAAAAUGUAAUUACGCUAUGAUCAGACUGGAAUAACAAGUCAGCAUUAAGAAAGAUUGCAUUUUAAUGUGCUGAAGUAAUGCAGUUUUUCUGUUUAUAAACUAGGCUUUAUUGUAACAAAGUAUAAGUGAUUAUGGUAAUAAUAGCGUGACAAAGAAGAUAGAAAUUACUUUUAAUACAGGGUACACACUUUCUCUAUUUUUUGUAAAUCAAUACUGAAGUGCUGGAGUAUAUGCUGAUGAAUUCUGCUACUGGCUUGAACUCUGAUUAAAAUGAUACUGUACCUGCAGCUUCGAAGUGCUUUAAAGAAAGAGUUCCUGCCAAAAUAAAUUGAAUCACCCUUAUGCAUAACUAAAUCUUGGUUUGGUUGUUUUUUGGGUUCUGUGUAUCUUCUCUCCUGUUCUACCUCAUUCAGUCCUCCUAGAUUAAGAUCUAACUGAUCUGAAGUGACUCUCAUAUUAUGUGAAACCGCAGUGAUGUUUUCUUUUGGAUCUGCUGAAAUAAAAGCAAAUGGAAUAUUGCUGUACAUCAUCGGUAACACUGCAGUGGUAUUCAAUUGAUGCUCAGCUGUCAAUAAAACAUUUCUCACCAGUACACUAUUACCGACCUGAGCUGGUGACGGAUCAUUGAUCGGUCCCUUUACACCAAUUUCUGGAUUUUUUGUUUCUUCUUUGUGUUCCUCUAACUCAGAUUGGUUGUAUGUGCUAGCCACACCAAGGGAAUGCAAGACUCAACGAAUGUAUAUUUUGAUUGCACUUUGCAUAAAACCAUCUCAAUUGUGGUUAUAUAAUUGAGCUUUCUGAGAGGGUGCAAAACAACAGAUGCUUUGUAUUACUC
Misgurnus anguillicaudatus (oriental weatherfish) is the source of this 1979-nucleotide messenger RNA. It is a transcript of the gene qdprb.1, whose product is annotated as quinoid dihydropteridine reductase b, tandem duplicate 1. NCBI's taxonomy places the organism in Eukaryota, Metazoa, Chordata, Actinopteri, Cypriniformes, Cobitidae. Gene Ontology annotation, cellular component: cytoplasm. Gene Ontology annotation, molecular function: NADH binding; 6,7-dihydropteridine reductase activity; NADPH binding. The record is from RefSeq and is a predicted model, not a curated record. Gene Ontology annotation, biological process: tetrahydrobiopterin biosynthetic process; L-phenylalanine catabolic process.